Messenger RNA from Acanthopagrus latus (yellowfin seabream), 2817 nucleotides. RefSeq names its product major facilitator superfamily domain containing 8 (gene mfsd8). Gene Ontology annotation, biological process: transmembrane transport. Gene Ontology annotation, cellular component: lysosomal membrane. Gene Ontology annotation, molecular function: transmembrane transporter activity. The coding region runs from base 349 to 1875 and encodes 508 amino acids. The transcript has 12 exons. The record is from RefSeq and is a predicted model, not a curated record. Lineage: Eukaryota; Metazoa; Chordata; Actinopteri; Spariformes; Sparidae.
UAGCUCUGCUUCACUUCACAUUGUAGUAAAGUGUCGCUGUCGCUGGUCUCAUAGUCCAGUUUGUUGGCUUUUAAGUGGCGUCUUUUGUGAUUUUACGACACACUCCACCGAACACGAUGUGUGGAUGUAGUUACUUUAGCGUAUUUGCAAGAAUGUACAGCGCUAGUUUGAGUUGCUAACGUUAGCUGACACUAAAGCUAGCUCUCCAACGCUUUUCGGAAGACUCGCAGUUAGCGUUAGCUGUGUAGUUCACUGACCCUCGGCUACAUGGAGACUUGGCGCCUCUAUUUGACAUCUUAGAAGUUCGACUUAAUUUUGCGGGGUCGCAGUUGUUGUUUUUAAGCGAAAAUGUCUCAACUUGUUGACUCUGACGAAACAGCUCCGCUGCUCGGUGAUGAUGCAAGCAGUGAUGACUCUCAGGAUGAAGACUACAAGAGUAGGUGGAGGUCUAUCAGAGUCAUGUACUUCACCAUGUUCCUCAGCAGUGUAGGUUUCACAAUUGUCAUCACAUCACUCUGGCCCUACUUACAGAGGAUUGAUGACAGUGCCAAUGCCAGCUUCCUGGGGUGGGUGGUGGCAGCCUACAGUCUCGGUCAGAUGAUUGCCUCACCCAUUUUUGGCCUGUGGUCCAACUACCGGCCACGCAGGGAGCCACUGGUGUGCUCCAUCCUCAUCAACCUGUCAGCCAAUAUCUACUAUGCAUACGCAUACCUGCCCAGUACCAAUAACAAGGUCCACAUGCUCAUGUCCAGAGCCUUUGUGGGCUUUGGAGCAGGUAAUGUUGCUGUGGUUCGGUCUUAUGUUGCUGGGGCCACGUCACUGAAGGAGAGGACCAGUGCCAUGGCGAACAUGAGUGCCUGUCAGGCCCUAGGUUUUAUCCUAGGACCAGCGCUGCAGGCAUUCCUGUCAUUCAUCGGAGAGAAAGGUGUCACCAUUGAUAUCUUGGACCUGCAGCUCAACAUGUACACUGCUCCUGCCUUCCUGGCUGCAGCUUUUGGUAUCAUCAACAUCCUGCUGGUUCUUUUGGUGCUCAGAGAGCAUCGUGUUGAUGACCAUGGAAGACUUCUUCGAGCCAUCAACUACACUUCAGAAGAUAGAGUUGACAUUAGUGAAGAAACUGAGGAGGCCAUCGAUCAGGUAGCGGUCCUGACUUCCAACGCCCUCUUCUUCAUCGUCAUGUUCAUCUUCGCUGUCUUUGAGACAAUUGCCACCCCUCUGUCCAUGGACAUGUUUGCUUGGACAAGGAAAGAAGCUGUGCUCUACAAUGGCAUCAUCAUCUGCUGCAUUGGAUUUGAAUCCAUAUUGGUGUUUGUGAUUGUAAAAGUUGCCUCUAAAAGAGUCGGGGAUCGUCCUGUGCUGCUUGCAGGCUUGGCCAUUAUAUUUGUUGGCUUCUUUAUUCUGCUUCCAUGGGGAAAUCAUUACCCGAAGAUCCAGUGGGCAGAUCUCAAGAACAACUCUUUGGUCAGUCACAUUUCUGAAGCCACGAUAGCUUCCAACAGCUCUUUGGAGCCAACGGGCUGCCCGUAUGACCAGACAUGGUGCCAGUAUACUCCUGCCAUCUACCUGGCACAGUACAUCUCAUCAGACUUCCUCAUUGGGGUGGGAUACCCAGCCUGCAACGUGAUGUCCUACACACUGUAUUCCAAGAUCCUUGGACCCAAACCUCAGGGUGUGUACAUGGGCUGGUUGACAGCCUCAGGGAGUGGGGCGCGGACAUUAGGCCCAGUCUUUGUCUCCCAGAUCUACACUGUCCUGGGACCCCGCUGGGCCUUCAGCCUCAUCUGUGGUAUGGUGGUAGGGGCCAUCAUCCUCCUCGUCUCUCUGUACCACAGACUCAUCGCCUUUUCUGUACGACACGGAAGAGCUGCAGAGUAACAAGUGAAGUCCCUUGCUGAAAAGACUGAUGGCAGUUUCCUACUUGUUCUCAAAGACUUUAAGCCAAAGUCCAGGCUGAAAUACUCUGUUGAUGUUACGUACUUUAAAAUAUGGUAACUGAUAAUAAGCCUUGAGAUUUUGUGACUCAGGGUUGACCUUUAAACUCGAAGUCGAAGAGAUAAGGCUGGACUAUUUCUCAUGGCUGCACCGCCAGUUAAUAGGGAGCUGCACUUUAACGCACUCGUGGAAGAAGCCAUGUGACGCCUUUUUAUAAUCUGACAUGACAUUGCCUUGGAUGAGGGGAGUCCAUGAUAUCAAACUGAUUAUUGUUUUAAAUCAAAGAGUUACUUAAUAUUUGUUACUGAAAGCUCAAGUUUUAUGUAACCACACCAUUGCUCUCUAAGAUAAAUUAAUUGUAACAUGUUUUCAAACACUGACUACUUUUACAAAACUAUCGUAAGAUCUGAGAAUGUUAUCAGAAUGUCUCUGCAUUAGAUUGUAACUUUAGUUUAUGAAAUAUGUGGGCACAUGGAUGCUUAAGAGCUACCAUCACUUGAAAAUAAGUUUUAUCAGAUUGUUUUAUAUUUAAUUUUUACUGACAUAAAUAUGUGGUGAGGGCUUAAUUAUGCUUGAUUAGAUGUGACAUUCCCUGAGCGUUAUUUACAGAUGGAACAUUUUGAGGUUUGUUUUGUAUAUUCGAUGAUUGAUGUCGUGCAAGAAAUGUGGCUUGUGUGAGAGACGCAAACACUGCAUUUGGGGUUUAGAUGAUUUACGUUUUCACAUUCAGGGGUUUUCCUCUGAAGGAAUAUAAUGAUAUGAUGUAAUAUCUUUCCUCUUUCUGACACCGACCCCACUUCUGGUUGUUUAAAACGACAGGUUGUGUCUGAUGUGUGAAUGUGUGGAUGCUUAUGAGUGACACAUUAAAGAAUUAAUGUGAGGUUA